Molecule: messenger RNA, 1053 nt
Organism: Drosophila miranda
Lineage: Eukaryota; Metazoa; Arthropoda; Insecta; Diptera; Drosophilidae
Exons: 2
Coding region: 673-990 (105 amino acids)
Source: RefSeq, a predicted model, not a curated record
UUAGUAUAUUUCGAAUUAUUCAAACGUUGCCUUAGAAUUUGUUGCUUAGAAAUUUAUAUGCUCGGAGAACUCUUUAAACAAAUUCAGUUUCGGUAAGAUUUAAGAUUGAACCAUUAAGACUGCCCUCGAGCAAUGGGCUCCCAAGUUGUUUAGCAACUUCCUGUCCCACAAUUAACUCAAAGAACUCGAAGAACCCGCCAUUCUCCCCAAAGUCCAGGUGAUUUGCAAUCUAAUCUGCAAAUUUGGGCUACCUUUAAAGUUACCUUAAGGGCAUAAAGGCCAGUCAGCACUUCCCUCAUUUCCUCUCGGGGAAAUCCCUUGCUUGUUGAGUGCUUGUUUUUCUUUGCGAUUCAUUAUUUCGACUGUAUGUUUCGUAAUUAGUGCAGAAAACGGUGAAGGCAAACACGAAAGAGAAACAAAUUACGAUUAUGAGUCCAGUGAAAUAUCUUGCCGGUGCAUUGACGGUUGCUCCUGCCGCCAAGUGCAGUUUGCAAUUAGCUUUGGGGCACUGCAGUGCCAAUGCCAAUGGCAAUGCAAUAUAAAUUAGCUACUGACACAAAGCCGGAGGGAGAUCCUCCGGGAAAUAUCAUGUUCAUGUGAUGGAGACUCCCUUUGGGAUCUUGGUUGGCAUUCGAGGCAUUCGCUUCGCUUCGUGUGGGGCAGGCAUAGUCUAUGGAAAAUCGAAUCGAUAAUUUUACUUUGCGGUUACAGGUUUGCGCAGAUUCCCGAGCGACCAGCAUGGACUAUCUGCCAGGAGUUCAAUCCAACCAAAGGGAGUCCUUGUCAAAAGCAGCCAGCUGCACUGUCGAAGACGGAGAAGAGCGUGGAAACAAUCGUCAGUAUUGCAGUGAGCCGAUUCGGGUGGGUACCUACGACUUUGAGUGCGACAUGACGCUCUGCUCUGACUUCCACCAGGCCGUGCAGAAAUGUCUGAUGGUGAAUGACGAGGGCAAGCAGCCGAUGCCGAAGAAACCCUUUUCUAAUCACUAAAUAUUCAUCGUUGUCGUUGUCUUUGUUUCCGUUUCAAUAAACUGCGGAGGGUACGAGAAUGAA